Messenger RNA from Molossus molossus (Pallas's mastiff bat), 1236 nucleotides. Its product is annotated as lysine-specific demethylase 4D-like. NCBI's taxonomy places the organism in Eukaryota, Metazoa, Chordata, Mammalia, Chiroptera, Molossidae. Gene Ontology annotation, cellular component: nucleus. Gene Ontology annotation, biological process: chromatin remodeling. The record is from RefSeq and is a predicted model, not a curated record. Gene Ontology annotation, molecular function: histone H3K9 demethylase activity.
AUGUGGCUAAAGCUGGAGGUAGCUGCAUCUCUCGAGUCCUGGGACAUGUUCACCACCAACGGUUGGUCUUCAGUCUUUGAGCCUAUCGCUGAGGAAGAUUUAGCCAAAUAUGCCUUUUUGGUUCCCAUGGUCUCAGUUACCCUCAGUCAACCAUGGUCCGAAAAUAUUAAAUGGAAAAUUCCAGAAAUAAACUAUUCCAUUGUAAUAGCCACUCCAGUCCAGCAGGUGGCGAGGGGGAGGGAAGGUGUCUUUACUAUACACAGGACAAGAAAAAUCACCGAAGAUCGAGCAGUCUCGCCAGUUUGGGAAAGACUAAAAGUAUCAGAUCCAGACAUCUAGGAUUUUGAAGAUUUGGAAAGGAAAUAUUUGAAGAAAUCUUGAUGCAUACAAACAAUUAUGUCAUUAAAAACCAAUGAUUCCGUGUAUGAUAAAAACGCUCCCCUGGGAACCAUUCAGGACCUGCUGGAGCAGGAGUGUGGAGUUGUCAUCGAAGGCGUCAACACACCCUACCUGUACUUCGGCAUGUGGAAGACCACCUUCGCUUGGCACACGGGAGACAUGGACCUUUACAGCAUCAACUACCUGCACUUUGGGGAGCCCAAAUCUUGGUACGCGGUGCCCCCAGAACACGGCCAGCGCCUGGAACGUCUGGCCAAGGAGCUUUUCCCGGGCAGUUCUCGGGGCUGUGAGGCCUUCCUGCGGCACAAGGUGGCCUUCAUCUCGCCCACUGUCCUCAAGGACAAUGGGAUCCCCUUCGGUCGGAUCACUCAGGAGGCUGGAGAGUUCGUGGUGACGUUUCCCUAUGGCUACCACGCUGGCUUCAACCAUGGCUUCAACUGUGCGGAGGCCAUCAAUUUUGCCACCCCGCGAUGGAUCGACUAUGGCAAAGUGGCCUCUCAGUGCAGCUGCGGGGAGGCCAGGGUGAGCUUCUCCAUGGACGCCUUCGUGCGCAUCCUGCAGCCCGAGCGCUACGAGCUGUGGAAACGCGGGGAGGACCGGACUGUGGUGGACCACGUGGAGCCCAGGGCGCCCGGCAGCCAGGAGCUGAGCGCCUGGAGGGUCUGCCCUGAAUCACAACCCAACUGGCAGGCGUGGUCGUGGUGGUUGUCCUUAGGAGCAGGAGAUUCCAAAAGUGACUGCCCAGGCCUGGGUCAAGGGGCACCCUCGGUGAGCACAGAGCGAAGAGCUCCAGACUCCGAGGCCGAGGACCGCCCCCACACAACACCGUCUGGCUAA